AUGUCUUCAAAAUUGCCACGCAGUCGAACAUCACCGGUACUGAUAACAAUUCAACGUUGGCACCUGUCUUCGAUAAUGGCCAAUGCCGAACCCCAAGAACGAAGUAUUUCCACUUCAAUAGCGGGAAUGGAACAGUUGUUGAUGUCCGAGAAAAUUCUAAUCGACACUGUUGAGAAAUAUGCCGACGAAUUACAGGCGAAAGUGAAUGCGUUGAAAAAUUUAGUAAACGACUUAAGGAAGGAAAAUGAUAAAGGUAUACAAAAUCCUGAAACGUAUCUUCACAAUCCUCUAAAUGGAUUUUCGCUAAUACGUCGUAUGUAUUAUGAAUGGAACAAUAUUGAAAUGUAUAUGGAGAAACCAGUUGGUGAAUCUCAUAUAGAGGUAAUACGAUCAUAUCGACCUGAAAUGCCAACAUCGAAUGAUAUAACUGAAGCUUCAGAGGCCAUACAUCGUCUGCAGACCACAUAUGAUAUGCGCAUCGAUGAUGUUGUCAAGGGUAUAUUGAACGGGAAGCAAUAUAAUGCAAAAUUAAGUUCAGUGGAUUGCUAUUUUAUGGGCCUGCAUUUGGUUUCAAAGAAAAACUUUUACCUCGCUGGAUUUUGGCUGUACAAUGCCAUUGAAAACUAUAAGAAUACAGAUUAUUAUAAAAUCAUUGAUUAUGGUCGGGAUAAACCGAACGCGUUGUAUGCUGAUGUUUUAGCCAAACAAGUUCGUUUCAAUGAUGCAUCAUCGGUUACUAAACCCAAUCCCAGUGCCUAUGAACUGGGAUGUCGGGGCCUUUAUGACAACAAACCAUCUCAGCUGUAUUGUAUCUAUAAUACAACAACAUCGGCCUUUUUACGCAUCGCUCCAUUAAAAAUGGAAAUAUUACGAUUAGAACCAUAUAUGGUGCUGUUCCAUGAUAUAAUAUCGGAUCAAGAAAUUCUCGAUUUACAAACAUUGGCAAGACCGAAUCUCAAACGUGCAACUGUUUACAGUAAAUCCGAAUCGAAAUCUGUAGUUGCCGAUAAGAGAACAUCGAAAUUUUCAUGGUUCCAGGAUAAUACUUCGAAUACCACGAUACGUUUAAAUCAACGCAUUCGCGAUAUGACCGGUUUCGAUAUACAAGGAUCGGAAAUGUUGCAAGUAAUGAAUUAUGGUCUGGGCGGACAUUAUGAUACGCAUUUCGAUUUCUUUAAUGUUUCCGAUACAUCUGAAGUUGUACAGCUAAAUGGUAAUCGCAUUGCAACGGUUUUAUUUUAUAUGUCCGAUGUGGAGCAAGGUGGUGCCACAGUCUUUCCCAAUAUCAAAACAGCAGUUUUUCCUCGCAAGGGCACCGCUGUCAUGUGGUAUAAUCUGAACAACAAAGUUGAAGGUGAUUGGCUUACCCUACAUGCAGCAUGUCCGGUCAUUGUUGGUUCGAAGUGGGUUUGUAACAAAUGGAUACGAUCUAAGGCCCAAAUGUUCAGAAAACCUUGCUAUAAGUAA
Musca vetustissima is the source of this 1467-nucleotide messenger RNA. Its product is annotated as prolyl 4-hydroxylase subunit alpha-1-like. Bases 1 to 1467 code for a protein of 488 amino acids. Gene Ontology annotation, cellular component: endoplasmic reticulum. Gene Ontology annotation, molecular function: protein binding; iron ion binding; procollagen-proline 4-dioxygenase activity. Gene Ontology annotation, biological process: peptidyl-proline hydroxylation to 4-hydroxy-L-proline. NCBI's taxonomy places the organism in Eukaryota, Metazoa, Arthropoda, Insecta, Diptera, Muscidae. The transcript is spliced from 10 exons. The record is from RefSeq and is a predicted model, not a curated record.